CGGCGAUGGAGUUGGACUCACACUCGUCCACCAUCCAGCAGUGGAUAAGACCUGUGGCUGACGGUGGUGGUGGUGGUGGUAGUUGUGUUGUUGGUUGAUGGUGGUGGUGAUGGUUGAUGGUGGUGAUGGUGGUGGUGAUGGUUGAUGGUGGUGGUGAUGGUUGAUGGUGGUGAUUGAUGGUGGUGAUGGUAAUGAUGGUGGUGGUGAUGUUAAUGAUGGUGGUGGUGAUGGUUGAUGGUGGUGGUGAUGGUUGAUGGUAGUGGUGAUGGUUGAUGGUGAUGUUAAUGAUGGUGGUAAUGGUGGUGGUGAUGGUUGAUGGUAGUGGUGAUGGUUGAUGGUGGUGGUUGAUGGUGGUGAUGGUGAUGUUAAUGAUGGUGGUGAUGGUGGUGGUGAUGGUUGAUGGUAGUGGUGAUGGUUGAUGGUGGUGGUGAUGGUUGGUGGUGGUGAUGGUGGUGGUGAUGGUUGAUGGUGGUGAUUGAUGGUGGUGAUGGUGGUGAUGGUAAUGAUGGUGGUGGUGAUGUUAAUGAUGGUGGUAAUGGUGGUGGUGAUGGUUGAUGGUAGUGGUGAUGGUUGAUGGUGGUGGUUGAUGGUGGUGAUGGUGAUGUUAAUGAUGGUGGUGAUGGUGGUGGUGAUGGUUGAUGGUAGUGGUGAUGGUUGAUGGUGGUGGUGAUGGUGGUGAUGUUAAUGAUGGUGGUGGUUGAUGGUAAUGAUGGUGGUGAUGGUUGAUGGUAGUGGUGAUGUUAAUGAUGGUGGUGGUUGAUGGUAAUGAUGGUGGUGAUGGUAAUGAUGGUGGUGGUUGAUGGUAAUGGUGGUGAUAGUAAUGAUGGUGGUUGAUGGUGGUGAUGGUGGUGGUGAUGGUUGAUGGUAGUGGUGAUGUUAAUGAUGGUGGUGGUUGAUGGUAGUGGUGAUGGUGGUGAUGGUAAUGAUGGUGGUGGUGAUGGUUAUGAUGGUGGUGGUGGUAAUUAUGGUGGUAAUGGUGGUGGUUGAUGAUGAUGAUGAUGGUGGUGUUGGUGAUGAUGGUGGUGGUGAUGGUUAUGAUGGUGGUGGUGGUAAUUAUAGUGGUAAUGGUGGUGGUUGAUGAUGAUGAUGAUGGUGGUGUUGGUGAUGAUGGUGGUGGUGAUGGUAAUGAUGGUGGUGGUGGUGAUGAUGAUGAUGAUGCUGGUUAGGGUUAUUAGGGUUAGGUUGAUGGUGGUGGUGAUGGUACUGAUGGUGGUGGUGAUGAUGGCAGUGAUGAUGAUGGAGGUGGUGAUGAUGAUGGCAGUGAUGAUGGUGGAGGUGAUGGUGGUGAUGGUGUUGAUGGUGAUGGUUGAUGAUGGUGGUGGCUUUGAUAGUGUUGAUGGUGAUGAUUGUGGUAUUGAUGGUGAUAGUGUUGGUAGUGGUGGUUGAUGUUGAUGGUGGUAAUGGUGGUGGUGGUGUUGGUAGCUUUGAUAGUGUUGAUGGUGAUGAUUGUGGUGUUGAUAGUGAUAGUGUUGGUAGUGGUGGUUGAUGGUGGUAAUGGUGGUGAUGAUGAUGGCAGUGAUGAUGGUGGAGAUGAUGGUGGUGAUGGUGGUGAUGAUGGUGAUGAUGGCAGUGAUGAUGAUGGAGUUGAUGGGGAGCGGUGGUGCAGCGGUUAGCGCUACGCUGCGCUACGAACCGGGCGACCUGAGUUCGAUUCCCGCUCACGACCACCAACACCACCGGUGACGAUUAUCUGAACCGGUCCUGGGCCUCCCCUAGGUCGACUCAGCCUCAAAUGAGUACCUGGUGCGGUGUGUAGUAAACAUCGCCACUGGGGAGACAAAGGCGGCCGGGCGUGGUGCUACUGGCUUCCCACUAGGCCUCAGCAAGCCGGUGCGGCCAGUUGACCGGCGUGACAUGGCCGGCAACGGCGAUGCCGGUGGACCCCCCUGCGGCGCCGGCGGUGCCGGCGGCGGCGACGGCGGUGACGAUGGCGGCGGCUGCUGCCGGGAGGACGACGUCGCUAGAGGAGGGGCCCCGCUGGUGCUGGUGCACAGCGGGUACCUGCGCAAGACCAACCGCCUGCGCAGGCAGUUCUUCACCCUGCGGGCACGGCUGAGCGGCGCGGCGCCCGGCUCGACAAGCCGCCGAGACGCUGACACCUCGGCGGCGGGCGCCGGCGGGGGAGGAGGGGUGGUGGUGCCGGUUGGCCGGGCGACCGGGACGACGGCGAGUGGCGACACGGAGGAGGCCGUGUCCAGGGAGCGCAUGGAGAGGCUGCUGAGCUGCACGGAGGCGCUGCUCAGAGACACGGAGGCGCUGGUCGGGGGAGACGCGGCGGGGCCGAUGGGGAGGGGGGGCGGGGGGGAGGAGGAGGAGGAGGCACCGGCGAGGGGAGACGCCGCUAUUUUUGGAACGGGAGGCGCGGAGACGCUGGGAAUAGGAGACGGAGAAACACGACCGCGUGGAGAGGCCGAUAUUUUUGGAAUGGGAGGCACGGAGACACCUGGCAGAGGAGACUGGAUGACAAUCGGCAGAGGAGACACGGAGACACCUGGCAGAGGAGACACGGAGACACUCGGUAGAGGAGACACAGAGACGACGCAGCUCGGAGACACGACGCAGACGCCGGCGUUGGGUGGCGCGGGGGCGCCGGCCGCGCCGGGAAUCGCCGCGGAGACCGGGGCCCGGCGGGCCGCCGGUGAUGCUCCGCCGGCACGGGACGGCGGCCCCCGGCUGAGCGACGCCGUCCUGGAGUGGCACGACAGUCGGCGCGGCUGGGAGCGGCGGGCCGGCGGGGCGGAGGCCGUCCGGGGCCGCCGCUGCGUGCCGUUGGCGGGCCUGCAGGCGCUGGCGCUGAGGCGGGACGCGCGGGGCCGCGACUCGCUGCUCCUGCUGGCGGCGGACGGCCGCUGCAUGUCCCUGACGGGCGCCGGCGGGGAGGAGAUGAGGCGGUGGCACCGCUUGGUCGCCGCGGGCGCGGAGCGGCAGCCGGAGUACCGCGACGUGUGGCUCGUCGGCGUCAAGGCCCGGGGUCUGGCCUCCCCGCUGCGUCUCCCCUCCGGCGUCCCCCACUGCCUGUGCCUGGGCCCUGCGGCCCUCUCCCUGGUGGCGGUGGCGGCCACGACCCGCGGCCCCACGCCGGCGCCGCCGCCGCCGCCGCCGGGCCCCCGCGUCGUCCUCCCCCUGGGCCGCCUGCUGCUGUGCUGCGGCCGCUCGGGGGCCCUCGUGGGCCUGCGGGUGGCCGGCGACCCCCCCGGCGAGCUGUGGCUGGACGCCCGCGACGAGGCCUGCGCCGAGAGCCUCCGCGGCGCGCUGGCCCGGGCCCUCGGCCGCCCCCGCGGCCUUCCCGGGGACGAGGACCCGGCCCUCCGCCCGCGUAGCCACAGCCACUCCAUCCUGCUCCCUUCCCCGCCGUCUCGCCCCUCCUCCUCCUCCCCCUCCUCGUCGUCGUCUUCGUCGGUCAAGCCCCCCGGGAGCCCCUCGCUCGGCCGCCUUCCGGGCCUAGGCUGGGUGUCGCCGCUGUUCCGCAUCCGCGCCUCCAGCGAGGGAGACAAGACGAUGCCGCAACGGUUCCGGCGUGGUGCCGGCGCCGGCGGCGGCGGCGGUGCCGCAGCGAGCCCCACUGGAAUCCUGCGCUCGCUGUCUCUGCAGCGGGCGGCCAGGCACGCCGCCAGCAGACUCGGCUUGCAGCAGCAGCAGCAGCAGCAGAAGCAGCAGCAGAAGCAGCAGCAGCAGCAGCAGCAAAGUGGCGGCAAGGCAGCAGCGGCAGCAUCGGCGGUGACGCUGAAGAUUCCGUCAUCGUCGGCGGCGGCGUCCCACAAUCCCACGCUGACCUACACCUUCUCGUCCUGUUCGUCAGCUUCCUCCUCCUCCCCCUCCUGCUCCUCUUCGGACGACGGCGGCGGCGGUGAGAAGGAGGAGAAGCUUGUGGUGAAGCGGAGGGUUCGUGACGGUGGUGGCGGUGGUGGCGGUGGUGGCGGUGGUUGCCUCGUGCUCAGCCGGUCUGCGCCGAACAGCGCCUGCGGUUUCAGACGUCCCACGGACAAAUCCUUCCGCAAGCGAAGCUGUUCGGGCGUUGCCUCCUCCUCCUCAUCCUCAUCCUCCUCUGCCGCCACCGCUGCUGCUGCUGCUGCCGCAUCGUCAUCAUCAUCAGCGGCACUUCUAUCGCCGUCGUCGGCGGCGGCGGUGGCAAACGGAGGUCCGGUGGGACGUGAUGGCGGGUGGAGGAGGUGCGCUAGUGCGGCGUACCCAGAGGAUUACGGUGAACUGGACCUGAGCGGCGGACGUGGUGGAGGAGGUGGUGGUGGUGGAGGUGGUGGAGGAGGUGGUGGUGGUGGAGGAGGUGGUGGUGGUGGUGGAGGAGGUGGUGGAGGUGGAGGAGGUGGUGGACAUGGAGGUGGUGGUGGUGGAGGAGGUGGUGGAGGAGGUGGUGGGGGAAGAGGAGCAGCUGACUACAUGCCCAUGAAUCCGUCGGCCAGGAAGGAGGAGCCCACACAGGGGGGCUACAUGCUCAUGUCCCCCACCGCCCCUCGCCAGGAAGACGGCUACGUCCCCAUGCAGUUCGCUCCUCGCCCCAGCGCGCAACAGAAGCAGCAGCAGCAUCAGCACCACCAGAAGCAGCAUCAGCACCAGCACCACCACCAGCAGCACCACCACCACCAUCAGCAACAGCAGCAGCAGCAGAUGGUAGCGACGAAUCCUGACGCCGAUGACUCCAAGGGGGGCGGCAAGAUGGCCGCCACGCCGGCAGCGUCCGUGGGGGGUGGCGGCAAGAUGGAUGCCGCCACCAUGUCGUCGAAGCCGGGUGCGGCCGCCUCAACCGCGACGGCGGGCGGUGACAGUGACGGCGGCGGUGAUGGCGGCGGUGACGGCGGCGGUGACGGCGUCACCGCCGUGGCUUCCGUCGUCUGGAAGGGGGGCGGCAAUAUGGCCGACACCAGCAUGGCGUCGAAGGCGAGCGGUGGCGGCGUGGCCGCCUCAACCGCGACAGGGGGCGGCGGCGGCGGCGGCGACGUCACCGUCACCGCCACCGUCACCGCCGUGGCUUCCGUCGUCCGGAAGGGGGGCGGCAACAUGGCCGCUAGCGGGGAACCGGUGCGGCUGAGGCUCGGCGACGGCUCGCGCGGCUCCACGGGCGACUACGUGCCGAUGAGGGCCGUGCCGGGCGACGGCGCCGGCAGCUACGAGGUCAUGAGCUUUCCCGGGACCCGGUCCGGGAAUGUGGAGUUGGCGGCGGGGGCUCCUGCGGCGAGAUUCGGAGUCGAUCCCGACGAGGGUGCGAAGGUCGUGCGUGUCGGAGAACAGGUGCGGCGAAGACGCAGCUCCGAGACUUUCCCUCCCCACGUCACCGUGACCCCGGCCGCGACCCCGGCCGUGACCCCGGCCGUGACCCCGGCCGCGACCCCGGCCGUGACCCCGGCCGCAGACCCUGGGGGUGAGCCCCAGGCCGGGACUCGGGGAGACGCGGAGGAGACGGCAGCGGCCGCUGCUCUGCUCGUCGCCACGGAGACGUAGAGGGGGGGACGCGCGGGGACACGCGGGGGACGCGGGGACACGGGGGGAGGGAGACACGGGAGACGCGGGGACGAGGGGAGGGAGACACGGGGGGAGGGGGACGAGGGAGACGCGGGGACGAGGGGAGGGAGACA
This is a messenger RNA of Lethenteron reissneri (Far Eastern brook lamprey), 5588 nucleotides long. RefSeq lists its product as uncharacterized. Gene Ontology annotation, cellular component: cytosol; plasma membrane. Gene Ontology annotation, biological process: insulin receptor signaling pathway. Gene Ontology annotation, molecular function: phosphatidylinositol 3-kinase binding; insulin receptor binding. The record is from RefSeq and is a predicted model, not a curated record. NCBI's taxonomy places the organism in Eukaryota, Metazoa, Chordata, Hyperoartia, Petromyzontiformes, Petromyzontidae.